GGAAAUAAAAUGGCAGCGACCGAGGACGAGGCUUCAUCCAUGGAAAACAUCUCCCGGGCUCCAUCGGCCCACACAGCGGCUCUGACACCGGCCGCGGGCCCCAGCAGUCAGGCAGAAGGCCCGGAAGAUGCAGCGGCCAGCCCGGCGCCCGCUCCUAGGAAGCCCCACACCAACAGUGAUGGAGGUGUGGAGACAGCAGAGGAGGCUGUGGAGCCUGCAGAGCCUGACAUCAACGAGCUGUGCACUGACAUGUUUGACAAGAUGGCCAUCUUCCUGCAAGGAGAACUUACAGCCACCUGCGAGGAUUACUGUCUGUUGGAGAACAUGAACAAGUUAACCAGUCUGAAGUACAUGGAAAUGAAGGACAUCAGCAUCAAUAUCAGUCGUAACCUGCAGGACCUCAACAAUAAGUAUGCAAGCCUACAGCCCUACUUGGACCAAAUAAAUCAGAUCGAGGAGCAAGUCUCUGCCCUUGAGCAAGCUGCUUACAAACUGGACGGGUACUCCAAAAAGCUGGAGGCCAGAUUCAAAAAACUGGAGAAGCGAUGAAGAGGAAGAAGAGUCAGACUGAGAGUUACGGUGGCUUCUCACCUUCUCUCACCCUGCCCUGCCUAAGUCUGUCAUUGGCAGUGGAGCCAGAAGCUGUGGGCAGGAUGUUAACUGAGACUGAAACAACAGGUCGGAGCCAUUUUGAAACCUAGAAUUGACCAAGGAGGAAGCAGCUGAAGGAACAUGAACUAGUAUCACGGUGCUGAGCUUAGAUUUAACUCCAGUAUUCCUGUUUUUGGCAGAGGAUCUGCAGCCAUGAUGUACAUGAAUCCACAGUGUAUAUCCACAUUCCUCUGCAGAUAUGCUUUAUGUUGAAUAAAUCUGCUCAACGACCAGCAUAUCCUAAAUGAGUGAUGGAAACAGAAUGUAUCUAAUAAAAACCACAGCAGAUUGGCCGGCCCUUCACUGUUUGAGGUGUAUAUAAUGACAUUUUUGUCAUAUGUAGAUAAUAAACAUGAUGAAACAUGUACAUUGAUUUCUUUUUUUAAUGUCCUCGCCUUCUAAUCAUGUUAAAUUUAGACAACUAACCCCCCCUUAAGGGAGAAUUUGACUUAGAACCUGAUACCUAUAUUCGGAGACCGUAUCCUUUUUAUUUAUAGACUAAUGUGCCUGGAGAAUGUGAACAGCACCACGUUCUGCUAAAGUUAACAAGAUAUCACUAUUUUAAAAGCUACUGUAUAGAGGACUGCUGAAAAUCACAAACAGUUUGAAGUUUAUAGAUGAAAGAGACAGACAUUUAAUUUGGUUGAAUGGUUGUUUUUUUAAUUUGGAGAUUCUGACAAAGAAAGCUGGAGUUUACAAAAAUAAAAUAAAUCAUGAUGUGCUUAUCA
Pleuronectes platessa (European plaice) is the source of this 1379-nucleotide messenger RNA. RefSeq names its product biogenesis of lysosomal organelles complex-1, subunit 2 (gene bloc1s2). Bases 10 to 549 code for a protein of 179 amino acids. NCBI's taxonomy places the organism in Eukaryota, Metazoa, Chordata, Actinopteri, Pleuronectiformes, Pleuronectidae. Gene Ontology annotation, molecular function: gamma-tubulin binding. Gene Ontology annotation, cellular component: BLOC-1 complex; gamma-tubulin complex; BORC complex. The record is from RefSeq and is a predicted model, not a curated record. The transcript has 5 exons. Gene Ontology annotation, biological process: lysosome localization; endosomal transport.